Chaetura pelagica (chimney swift) is the source of this 1656-nucleotide messenger RNA. It is a transcript of the gene HYCC1, whose product is annotated as family with sequence similarity 126, member A. The transcript is spliced from 10 exons. The record is from RefSeq and is a predicted model, not a curated record. Gene Ontology annotation, cellular component: plasma membrane. The coding region runs from base 33 to 1580 and encodes 515 amino acids. Lineage: Eukaryota; Metazoa; Chordata; Aves; Apodiformes; Apodidae. Gene Ontology annotation, biological process: protein localization to plasma membrane; phosphatidylinositol phosphate biosynthetic process.
AGGGUUGAAGCUUUUGGAACAGAUGUUGGAAGAUGUUAGCUGUGGAUACAGGGGUUGUGGAGGAGUGGUUAUCAGAAUUCAAGACACUGCCAGAAGCAUCCAUAUCCAGCUAUGCUGCAAACUUGAAAGACAAGAGCGCUUUGAUUUCAUCUCUUUACAAAGUGAUUCAGAAUCCACAGAGUGAACUUCUGGAGCCAGUUUGCCAUCAGCUCUUUGAGUUCUAUCGCAGUGGUGAGGAACAAUUGUUACGAUUUACACUGCAGUUUCUCCCGGAAUUGAUGUGGUGCUAUCUUGCUGUCUCAGCCAGCAGAGAUUUGCACAGCAGUGGAUGCAUAGAGGCUCUUCUCCUAGGAAUUUAUAACUUGGAGAUAGUUGACAAAGAGGGACAUAGCAAAGUGCUGAGUUUCACAAUUCCAUCUUUGUCCAAACCUUCAGUCUAUCAUGAACCUUCCAGUAUUGGUUCAAUGGCUCUCACUGAAGGAGCUUUAUCACAGCAUGGUUUGUCCAGGGUUGUAUACAGUGGACCUCAUCCUCAGAGGGAGAUGUUAACAGCACAGAACAGGUUUGAAGUGCUGACUUUCCUUCUACUCUGUUACAAUGCUGCCUUAAGCUACAUGCCUGCAGUUUCUCUUCAGUCAUUGUGUCAGAUUUGUUCAAGAAUUUGUGUCUGUGGAUAUCCUCGCCAAAAAGUGAGAAAGUACAAUGGAGUCAACAGUAGGAUUCCAGUUUCAUCUGAAUUCAUGGUGCAAAUGCUAACAGGGAUUUAUUAUGCCUUUUAUAAUGGAGAAUGGGAUCUGGCUCGUAAAGCUAUGGAUGACAUUUUAUAUAGAGCACAGCUGGAACUGUAUCCAGAACCUCUGCUGGUUGCUAAUGCAAUAAAAGCUUCACUGCCUCAGGGCACCAUGAAAUCUAGUAAAGAAGGUACAAGAUGCAUUCAGGUUGAAAUUACACCUACUUCAUCCAGGAUAUCAAGAAAUGCUGUGACUAGCAUGUCUAUCCGAGGGCACAGGUGGAAAAGGCAUGGUAACACGGAUGUAGCAAAUGAAGAAGAUCUGAUAGAAGUAUCUGAAACUGAUGAAGGGUUUUACUCUAGGGCUACUUCUAGUACAAGUCAGUCUGCCCUAUCUACCAGCAGUAACACGAGCAAUAAGAACGUUUUAGGGAAGAGCCAGCGAAGGUCUGGAGGAAGCAAAGCUGGAGGAAAAGAAAAAGAAGGAGAAACCUGCAGAGAACACUUGUCACGAAAACAAACUCAGAGAGCCAUGAGUGAGAAUCUAGAGCUUGUCUCUUUGAAGAGAUUGACACUGACGACUAGUCAGUCCCUGCCUAAACCUGGCAGCCAUAGUCUGGCCAGAACGACCACUACUGUGUUUAGUAAAUCCUUUGAACAGGUCAGUGGUGUCACAGUUGCAAAUAAUCGUGGUGGUGUAUCUGGUACAGAAGCAAACAGGUUUUCAGCUUGCAGUCUUCAGGAGGAAAAACUGAUGUAUGGAACAGAAAGAACAGAUCUUCCAGUUUUAAGCAAACAACCUAAUCAGCAGCAACCUCCUAGUAUUAGCAUAACUUUGUCAACAGAUUGAUAUAAUAAAAUUGACAAGUAUGAAAAACACAAUAUUGAGGGUUUAUCCUCAUACCGGUACAUGAGUACAUUAAGCU